Pocillopora meandrina is the source of this 38744-nucleotide messenger RNA. The record is from the annotation of a GenBank genome assembly. Lineage: Eukaryota; Metazoa; Cnidaria; Anthozoa; Scleractinia; Pocilloporidae.
AGGGGGUGUGGAUGUGCAAUUCACCCAGGAACCUUCUGAUCCAAGCUACUUCAACAAUGGUAGUGAUGCCAACCUGGUGUGGAACUAUGCUGAUCCAAAUAAUAAAAUUAGAGGCAUUGUCUACAGUGUUCUGGUAAAUGGUGUAUUUAAAGCAAUGAUUUUUAACGACAGUCAUGGCGCGCAAGAGCAUCCUAGUAUUCCUCCAUCUUACAAAGGAAGAGUUAAAAUUGAAGGAAGAGCUACCCUGAUUAUCAAGAACAUCAGCCCUAGAGACAAUACCAAAUUUAGAUGUGAAAUGCGGCAAAACCCUGCAGGGGAGGUUGAAAGCUCAGUUAAGCUUAUUGUGGCAGGUAUGUAUUGCAGACAUAACCAUUAAUAAUCAAACACAAACCAAAUGUACUCAACUCAUGUCUCUCAUGUUUCUGAGAUCUGGUGAAAGUAAACAAUAGCAUAAAUUUGUGUAAACCUUUAUAUGCAGGGCUGAAAUAGGCUAGCUAACCCAACUUUUGGGAACACUAGUGCUACUUUUACUUGGUAUGUGACACCACACUCCUAAAAGAAGACAAGAAAUUCUACCAUUUAAUUUGCUGUCUCUCAUCAGUAAGAAAUCAAAGAGUUAUGGCUUUAUGCUUCUUGCACCAAUUACUGGGUUGCUCUGUGAUGCAUAGAUAUCUAUUAUUAAUAUGAGUACUGAAAUUUUCUCUCAGCAAAGUUUUCAACUAAAAAUGGUCAGACAAAACUAGAAACAAUGCAACUGUUUGUUCGAUUUUGCUAGAUCAAAUUGCAGAUCAAAUUUGCUAGAUUGAUAUUGCACAAUCAAUAAUUGAUUGUGCAAUAUGCACCAGCUGCCUGUAAUUAUUACAGGCAGCUGGUGCAAAAAAAAUUAUGUGGCUUUUGUAGCCUUUUAGAGGGACUUGCCAAAGGGAAGGAAAGUUGGCAUUGCAUUGUUCGCUGCUUUCUGAGGAUUAUGAUCUUCAAGGUUUACAGAUAUAAAUUUAGUCAACAGAAUGGUGACUUCCUCAAGUAAUUUUCUGACACCAAGGUGCAAGGCAAGACUUAGAAGAUUUGAGCAAUAGAGCAAAAUUUCCUCAAAGUUAUGAAAGCAAUAAACCAUCAGAGUCUAUAAUCCAAGCUCUUUAUGCUGUUUAAAAGAAGCUGAGCUUGUAAACAGAAAAUAAUUUCAAUGAUGAUCAAUGUGGCCAGUUAGGAAUGCUAUUCUUAGCAGAUGUUGUUACUUGAUGCUUCCUCUUUACCCUCUUGAUUGAGAUAGAUACAGACCUAAUGGAAACCUAAAAUUGAAAGUACUGUAAAUAUACUUAAGAAUACUUGAAUCUCAAUGAAUUGGUUAUUUAAGUCAUAAAUGUGACUUCUUGUUCCUUAAAAGAAAUGAGAAUUACAGCUGUGAAAUGGAAAACAAACUUUCUGAAUGAAGUGAAGCUUUGUGACAUGUGAUGAAAUCCACCCCCUGUUGUAAAUCAUUUGCAAGGUUUGAUAUAUCUGCAAGGUAUUGUUUAACUUUUUAUUUCAAAAAUUAAAAACAUAUAGAAAAAGAAAAAUUUGCCAAUAUUGGAUUUGCUAUUGUGGAAAGCCAUUUGCAAUCAAAGAGAACCCAAAGGCCUCUAGAAGAUGUGAUGGGCAGUCCCUCUCCUUUCAUCUCUACCAAAAUGCUGGUUGUCUGUUUACAUGUAGAUUACCCUUGGACAAAAGGUGUGAUGUAAAGAAUGCAGGCUAUUAUGAAACAAGGUAUUGUUGUGGAGAAGUGUCUUCUCCUGUCUGCUAACCCAAUAUCCAAGAUGUCCCAUGCACUGUCAAUAGUUUUGCAGGGUUUGACUUUAAGUGUGUUCACCAUGGUCCUUUUGGCAUUGGGUUUCAAAAGAAUUUCAUUUUUAUCCUGACUACAUUUCAUCAUCAAGUGAUUAGAUGCCUUUUCCAGAUGACAUGGGAUCUUCCAUGUUUAUUUAUUUAUUUAUUUAAUCAUUAUUUAUACACAGUUCAAAAGAAGAAGAAUUCAUCAGGUACAAAAAAUUCCAAUACAAUGACUAAUAUCCUAAGAACUAAAGAUCAUAAUCCUAACAUUAUAUGAACUAACACCAAUAUGCCACUUAAAAACCUGAUUUCUAUGAAUGCUGUGUCUAAAAAUUAUGAUAGAGAAGGCGUUUAAAUUGGUUUAAUGAACCAGACUCUCUAAUGUUACAGGGUAAGCUAUUCCAAUGGGUUGAGCCGCUAUAACUAAAACUAUUUUUCACGUAGUUAGUUCUUGGAAAUUGGACAGCAAGUUUGUUUACUGAGCCCCACAUAGAAUAGUUUGAUUUGUUUCACUUUAUAAAUAUUUAGACGUGAGAUGUUUGGGAACUAGAUGGUAGAAAGACUUGCAAACCAAUAAGGUGUUCUGAAUCUGACAUUGAGAUUUCAAGUCUUUUCAGCUGAGUUUGUGAGACAAGGAAUCAACAUCUACAUCAUAGUUUGACGAAGUUAUUACAUGUGCAGCACGGUUUUGUAGUUUUUGUAGCUUGUUAGAUAAUGUUUUGCCACAAUUACCCCAGACUAGGCUACAGUAAUCAAAGUGAGAUUGAAGGAGUGAGUUCUAGAUAUUGAGUAGGGUGGAUUGGGGCACAAAUGGCUUAAUUUGCUUUAUGUUUCCAAUAGCAGUAGCCAUCCUUUUACACAGUUUAUCAAUGUGGGAAUGCCACAUUAAAUUUUCAUCUUUUUAUAUUCCAAGGGAUUUCACAGAAGAAACUUGUUCAAUGGGAACAUUAUCUAUGGAAAGUUUGAGUGUAUCAGGUAGAGUACUUAAUCUUUGCUUAGAGCAGAUCAACAUAAAUUCAGUUUUUGUAGCAUUCAAGGUAAGUCUGUUAGACACAAGCCAUUUGCUUAGCUUUUCAAGGUUGUGAGAUAGACUAGACUGGAUCAAAUGUAAAUCAGAGCCAGCAUAAGUGAUGUGGAUGUCAUCAGCAUACAUUCUAAGUACACUGAAUGAUAGACAGUUAGGCAAAUGGUUAAUACAAAUUAGAGGUAAAAGAGGGCCAAGGAUCGUUCCCUGUGGCACACCACAUUUAAUAUUGGUGAAGUCAGAGGGACAAUCGUUAACUGAGCACUGUUGUCAGUGAUUCGUCAAAUAUGAUUUAAACCAAUCAAGAGUUUUCCUUGAAUACCACAUUGAUUCAUUUUAGUGAGUAAUACCUCAUGAUCAGUAGUGUUGAAUCCCUCUUUUAAGUCGAGAAACACCACAGCAUUGAUGUAGCCAUGAUUGAUAUUAAAUGCCCAACUGUCAAUGGCUUCAAUUAAGAAGAGCAGUAACAGUUGAGUGUAAAGACCUGAAACCAGAUUGUUGUUUAGAGAUGAUUUCUUCAUUAUUUAUGAGGUUCAUAUAACUGAUCAUACACAAUCCUUUCAAACACUUUGGUGACUAUGGAAAUGACUAAGAUAGGUCAGUAGUUGUUUUUAUGUUGGUAUCAUUUAGCUCGGUAGAGUGCUUAAAUUUGGCAUACAUCAUAAGGUUUCCACUAUUUUACUGCUGAUGUCAUUGAUGACAUCAGGGGAAGGGAGGUUUUUUUUUUUCAUUUUUUGCUUCUUCAGUAGGUUUCUUUAUUUCCUCAUCCUAUAGCCAUUUCCUGUCCCAGAUUCCAAGUUCAAGUGACUCUAAAUAUAGAAAAAAAAUGUGUAUUUCUGGCCAACUUAAAUGUUAAUUAUAUAUUUUGGGUGUUAAACAACCACUCAGUUUCACUUACUUUUGGGAUAUGAUGCAUUCUUGAAGCCUUGUAGUGCUUAACACUUUGAAUAUUUCAACCCAUAGAGAUGACCCCCAGCUUGAUGUUGCCACUGUUAACUCUGAAAGAUUCUAGUCAGUUAAGAUGUCUAUUAUGGACUCAGGAAUAAAGCAAUAGCUCCAUUCAAUUUUAAAAAUCUUAGAGGAGGCCGCUGUUUGUUUUUUAUAAGGCCUAACACAUGAUAAUGGUCUUCCAACUUAAUGCAGCCUGUGAUAUCUAGCACUGAGGGUGUCUAGCUAUCAUUAUAUCUGAUUGAAAGGCUGGUGUAUCCUUUAAUUAUAAUUUCAUGUAGGAUCAGCUCAUUUUGCUUGAAAACUGCAUGUUUGUAUGCAAGCUAUAUGUUUUGGAUUGUGGAGUGGAUCAAGUUAGCAUACACUAACAUAAUGAAACUGGUUCUGCUAUGUAACUCUCUUGAGGCUCCUGAACCCAACAGAUUUUUGGGGAUGCUUCAGAGCUAGCACCUCUAAGUCUCGAGUAUAGACUAUUAUAAAUCUAAACAAAAGUACAUAGAAUUCCAUAAUUAUAGUUUCUGGUUUCUUUUAUACUAACUCCUUGCAAGAUUUUGUAACAUUGUUACCUAGAUAACAAGCUACGUGUGGACCCACUGAAAUUAUAAGAUAAGAUAAGGACUUUAUUUAUAGAGGGGGACACGUAACAGCUGAAAAGCUGACAAACCUGUGGCCCUCUAACUAGAUUAUACAGCAUUACAAAAUAAUACUAAUAAAUAGAUAAAUAUACAAAUAAUUACAAAAUUCUAUGAUAGAAAUAGCAGGAUAUAUUAAAAAUAUUCAGAAAGAUAAAAUUAAUUUAUAAAAAAUUAAAAUUAGAUAAUGUGCUAUUGCUUAAUAUUGUUUCAAAGUUGUCCAGGUUUCUAUAUGAGCUUAUAAAAUACUUUUUCACAGCUGUUUUGAAUAGUUUUAUACUAGGCUUAUUUUUUUGAUAUUAUGGGGAAGGCUGUUCCAUAACUUAACUGCGUCAACACUGAAUGCCUUGCCACCAUCGUUAUUUCUUAGGUAUUUGGGACACACUAAAUUUAAAUUGCCAUGUCUAGUAGACCUAUUGUGUACAGAACUGUUCGUCUUGAGCAAGUCUCUGAUGUAAUCGGAACAUCGCCUUUUAAGGCUCUUAAAAAUCAUUGUACACUUAUUUAGUUUGAUUUCAUCAAAAAGGCAACCAGCCUAGUUUACUAAAGUUUAUAACACUUCUAGAAUAAGAGUCAACUCCAAGGAUUACUCGGGCAGCCCUUUUCUGUAACCUUAGGAGACAGUGGAGUUCUUUAGCGUCAUGAGAUAUUCCAAACCAUGCUCCCAUACAUAAGGACGGGUUUAAUCAAGGCGUUAUAGUAUAAGAGUCUUUCUUUUAUUGGAAGGUACCUCUUUAUCUUCUUCAAUAAACCAAUACGCUGAGAAAGCUUGGCCUUUAGACUAGAAAUGUGGUCGCUAAAUGUAAGAUCUUGAUCGAAAGUGUUACACCAAGCAAUUUAUAAGAAGUUACUUGUUCUAUUUCGCCCCAUCAAGGGUUAUUGACAGGUGAUUGCCUUCCGCUAAUGAUGAAUGUAGCCUCUUUCGGUGAUAAGUAAUGCAUUGGUUUUAACGGCGUUUAGGACCAUCCCAUUUUCGCUAGACCAUUUACUUAAUUUAUCCAUGUAUUCUUGAAGACGUCGUUCCAAUUCCAAAGGUGCAUUAUCGAUAUUAGCGCUGGCUUUAAAUGUGGUGUCAUCCGCGUAAGCAUGAAUAGUUGAGUCCGAUCCAACAGCUUCGGGAAGAUCAUUGACGAAAAUUAAAAAAACAGUAGAGGUCCUAAUAUGCUACCUUGAGGAACUCCAUUGGUUAGCGUAAGUUGUGACGGUAAGUCGAAGUUAUUUACAGUAACACACUGUUUGCGAUUGAGUAGAUAGCUCUGCAAUAGCUUUACAACAUUAUCUGGAAAUCUAUAUGAUCUUAACUUUAUCAGGAGAAUGUCAUGAUUGAUCAAGUCGAAUGCCUUGCUAUAGUCCACAAAAACUAAGCCGCUGACGUUGUUCUUAUCAAGGUCAAGAAGGACUUGGUCCAGAAGAAACAACAAAGCAGUAUCCGUGGAGUGGUUUUACGGAACCCUGAUUGGAAGCGGUAUAAAAGUGAAUUUUCUGUUAAGUAGGUGUUCACAGCAUUGAAGAUGUGUCUUUCAAAGACUUUAGAAAGAAUAGGCAAAAUGCUAAUAGGACGAUAGUUUUGAAUAUCUUGCUUGUUUCCUUGAUUCUUGAAAAGAGGUUUAACCUUUGCUAUUUUCCAUUGUGAGGGAAAUGUACAAGUUUCAAUACAGUGAUUUAUAAUUUUAGCUAUGGAGCAUGAUAUUUCAGGAGCUGCAAUCCUUAGAACUCUGGCACCAAGCCCAUCGAUUCCGUGGCUUUUUGUGUGUAGGUAUACUUAGAAGAUAAUCGUUAACCUCACUAGGAGUUAUUUGCGGAAUAAGAUUUUCAAUUUGACUGUUAGAUUUGUCUGGUGGACCAGGAAGAGCAUCAUAAUGAAGUACAGGUGUCGACUUUUAUGAGACGUUUAUAUACAUCAACGAAGAAGCGGUUAAAGCGUUCAGCGAUUGAAUGGUCAUCCUUUAUCAAGUUGUUGUUUUCGUCAGCAAUAGGGACGGAGUCGUCGUUAUUCUUUGUAUCUUUAGAUAGGUCUUUAAUUAAAGACCAAAGUUUCUUUGGACAUUUUUGAUUUUUACUGAACUGAGUUUUAAAGUACUGUUCCUUCGCAUUUCUUAGUUUCCUCGUCACUUUGUUUUUAACCAGUUUAAAAGCAGACCAAUCUUGCUUAUUUUGUGUUCUCCUGGCCCUCUUUAGAAGAUUAUCGCGUUUAUUUAUUUCGUUGUAUAGAUCAUUAGUGAACCAUUUUGGCUGAUUGAUUUUCUUCACACUCUUGGACUUUAAAGGUGCGUGAUUAUCAAGAAUGUCAUUAAAGAUUUUGUACCAAGAUUCAACAAUGUCAUCGGCAUCUCGAAAAACAAAGGAGAUAUCCCAAGGGGCUUCUCUGAGGUCUCGCAGAAAGCACUCUUUGUUGAUUUUGUCGAUAUUUCUGUAUUUGAUUUUGGAAUGUUGUUUACGUUGUGCAUCCAUGGUUUUGUAGCACCUCAAGAUGGUGACCGGAAGGUGAUCGGAAAGUCCAGAUUUACCUAUGGAUACUUCUCUAAUUCUAGCAGGAUGACUAGAAUAAAUAUGGUCUAAGCACGCAUCAGAGGCAGGUCUUGUUACCCCAUUUACCAUCUGCGUUAGUCCAAGACUGUUCAGUGCCUUUUUGAGACAAUGUUUUGAAUAACAGUUGAAAUCAAUAUAAUCCAAAUUAAAGUCUCCCAGAAUAAUCAAUUCAUUGUUUUGGAGAUGGGCAUUUUCAAUAUUUUUACCCAAGCUCUCAUUAUAAUCUUUGUUGGCUGAGGGUGGACGGUAAACACCAGAUAUCAAAAUCGGUCUCUUUGAUUUAUGAGGACAAAUUUGAAGCCAGAGAGUUUCAAGAUCAUCCAGUUCCAAAUCUCUUCGACGUAAAGCCAUAACUUUCUCAUUUACAUACGCAAAUAUGCCGCCACCUUUCUUCCCGAUUCGAUCUUUUCUGUGUAAUGUGUAGCCGGGUAUCAUGUAAUAGCUGUUUGGAAUUUUACUUGAUCCGAACGUCUCAGUGAGAAUUAAGACGUCGAGUUUAGCAGCACUGUUGUUAUUCGAGGUGAGCAUUAGCGAUAGUUCUUCCAAUUUGGUGUCAGUCAGUCGUUGGAUGUUCCAGUGGCAGACUGAUAAACCUCUGAAGCCUGCAGGUGGUUGAAGAUUAUUAGGCCCUGGAUUGACGGCAAUAUCGCCAGAUAGAAGAAUGCACAGACAAAAUUGGCCAAGCUUGAUGAACCGCAACAACGCGUGAAGCUUCAAAUUCAAUUCGCAAGGUGUGCAUUUCGAAGGCUUUGACUUACAGUUGAACGUAGGUGGAGCAGAUAUUUCCUUCCCAAUGAAGAGUGUAACUGUAGAGCGAUCGAAUUCAGGUGUAAUUGAAGUAAAUUGGCCAAGUAAAACGCUGAAAAUAGUCAAUAGAAGCACGACUGCAAAAAUAUGUCUGCACGCCAUGACUAAUUUAUUCCUCAUUAUUCUUGUAUUGUUAAGCAACCAUUGAUCAAUUCACAUACACUUACUGAGGAUAUCUUUGUUACAACUUCAGUUGGAAGCUCUCUUAAUUGGAACCUCUAAAAAACUAUACAAAGUUUAAUAGGGCCUAAAAUCAUCAAGUGGGAACAUGGAAAUAUUUUAAGAUGCACAAGUAGUAUUAUCCACCUUUAGAUGUUAGAACUUUUCAGACAAGCCACUCCAUUCUUAAGGAAAAUCAAAUUUUUUCUUCUGUCUUUAAAUUAGAUUUCCUCCUUUCUCCAAUACUCUCACAGGUAUUCUGGCUAGUGAGCUAUUUUUUGCAUUUCUUGCUCAAACCUCUAGUUUGCAACAAGAAUAUUACUUCCAGUAUAAAGGUGAAUCACGUUGUAUUUUUUGUGUUGCCUCUCCACUUUCUACCUGUGCAAUUCCUUUCCCAUCAUCUCCUGUAGUUUCUUAAUAAACAUCAGCACCUCUUGAUGGUCUAGAAGAUGGUUUCUUUGGUAAUGUCAAACAAGCUCAAAUCUUGUGCUAAUUAUUACUAGGGAACUACAUAGCCUGAAUUUAAGCCACCUUCUUGCUCUCAAGUAUUUCUCACUCAAUGUUCUGAGUACUGCCUGUUUUGCAUUUUCACCAAAACUAAGACUGGACCUUGUUGUAUAAACAUUUCAUCUGCCUGUUUGCCUCAUAUCAGCUAUGGCUGAUUUCAAUUUAGUUUUAAGGACCAACCUAAAUUAUCUUGCCAUAAGUUUUGGGAACACUUAUUCACAAUUGUAUUGAAAUAUAACUCUCCUCUUUAGGGGGGUAAAGUGUGUUUGUAGAGCUCUGAUGAAAUGACUCUGCCUCAUUGUAAAUGUAAUGCCUGCGACAGGUUGAGGAUGUUUUUAAUUUGCUGAGUGAUAAUCUCUCUUUUGGGAAGUAGCAAAAUGUUUCAGCACAAGUUGUUAGCAGUGGUCUCCAUACAGUCUAUUCUUAAUGCAGGAAAUAAAUUAAUUUCUUUGCAUUUGACUUAGCUUGGGCUUAAGAACAGUUUAUUUUUGGGUAUGAUUCUUCAAAAUGCAAAGGAAAAGUCAAAAACUCUCCAUUCUGCAAACUCCCUUUGCAAAACAAUCGUGAUGGGCAAUCAAGUUAUGCAAUGUUUGAUAAAAGAACAAUCAAUACAAGGAGUUUAGUAAGUUCUCCUUUUAACUUUAGGUAAUGGCAAGCAGCAUUCAGCAUGCCACUGGUGUAUUCUUUUUAUCCCAAAGAAUUCAUGGUUUCUCUUUCAUCAAAAUUUCAAUUCUCUGGGUUGGGGAUGCUUUAAUAGAUCCUCUUUCAGGCUAAGUUCUAAGUGAGGUGUGGCUUGAUUGGCUCUGUUCCUAUUUGUUUGUGCAGCAGCAAAACAAGAAAAUUGGGAGUAGCUUUAAAGCUGGGGUCCUUAGUUUAAUGAGUGACUACCUGAAUUAUCCCUUAAUUCCUUAGGUUGGUUGUUGGAGACCAAUUGCUGGAUACUUUUGAUUAUUUUAUUGUAACUGGGUAAAUUUUAAGACUCAGUCCGAGUAAGAUUUGCUAUGCCAUAUGAGGAAUAAUAUAAUUUCUUUUACCUUUCAGAGGCAUUACUUAUAAACCUCUCUUUAGGAGGAAAAUAUUUCAUUGAAGGAUCCAUUGCCACCAUAACCUGUAAAGCUUCUGGGAAACCACCACCAUAUGUAGCAUGGAUUAGAAAUGGAGUACGGAAAAGUUCAGGGAAGGAAGCUGCAUCUUUGGAGUUCAAUAAUAUAAACAGAACAGAUGCAGGACAAUAUACAUGUCAAGCCAAUAACUCAAUGGAAGUCACUUCCAUUAACACAACAAUUGUAGUUCACUGUAAGUAUAUUUUAACCUUAAUUUUCUAUAUCUGAAUUUAAUUUGAGUUUACAAUGCGACUCCUGUUAUUAGGGUCAGUUACACAAAACUGACAAAUCUGUCCAAAAGUGCAAGAAAACUGAAUUCCACAUCAAAUCUUUUUUGGCUUUGUAUGCAUUGGUCCUAAGUACUGGUUGGGACACUUGAAUUUCAGUGGAAUUAUUACUCACAUUAUUUUGCUUAGGAGGACAUCAAAAUGUUUUACCAAGUUGUUGCAUCAGUUGAAUUGUGUUAAACUCAGAAAAUGGCCUAAGGCCAUUUCUGAGUCAUUGUGACAACCCAAAAUUCACUCCAUUUGACUAUUGCACAAGGCUAGUGCAAACGGCCCUGGUUGAAGCUCGAUGGAAAUCUGAGAACUAGCCAAAAUUCCAAGUGUCAGCUGAGAAAUUGCACAUUUCAGUGUUUUACUGAUAGCUGAGAUAAGUGGAUAAAAGCAAAAAUGGGCUAAAACUAAAACCACAUGCUUAAGAUUUGUGCACAUAUUUGCAUGUGUGGCAUUAAAAAAGAUAUACUAUUUAAGGGCAAGAAUCCAUUUUAUAAUUCAUAAUUUGAAGGCCUUGCCACCUUAUACUGAAUACUUGAGUGCUAAAUAAUACAAAAGUGAUGGACUCUACUACUGAGUGAUUACAACCUUCACUUUUUUCCAUUUAAAGACUGGGAAAGGAAAGACAAAUGCUGUGCUUUGAUAAUUGAUCUCCGUGACUUUCUGGUUUGGGAGGUAGUUUGUAGAGUUGAAUUGAGAAUUAGUUAUGAGUUAACAGGCAUUUUUGUAUGUCACCCUUUCAACUCAUGGAAACAAGGCACAGCCAUUUAACCACUGGUAAUACCAAAACUAUUCACUUGUUAUGACAGAAACCUUCAGUUAUAGUUACAUCUUAACAACAUUAUAUCCCAAUCAUACUCAGGAUGUGUAAAUUGAGGUCAUGUGACCUACCAUAUGACCCUGGAGGAGUCAAAAUAGCCUUCUAAAACUGUUAUAAGAAUAUCUAUACAUCUUCUAUGGCAUAAAUUUAUGAAAUAUCCCUUAGUAUUCUGCUAUUAUCUAUGAAAGGGUUGCCCAGUCUACAGUUUCAGCCAAAUGUUUGUUUAUUAAGCUUAAAGCAAUGAGAUAAAUAUCAUUUUCGCCCAAUUUACGAUUUGACAUGAAAAAGAGGGGCAGUCAGGUUACCACUGUUUGUAGCCAUUUUUAUGUUUUUGUGAAAAAAAACUUCUGACUAUAUCAUUAGCUCUUAAUGGCAAGAAGCCAGGUGUCCUCAAUUUCUACAAAUUAUGUCACAUUACCAUGCAUGUGACCUCCAUUAGGGGCCUAAAUCUACCCUCUUGCCUUAUAGUGAAAUCAUACUUAUGUCAUCCUUCCAAAUCUUGUAUUUACACUACCUCUUACCUCACAGCGAUACAUAUUGCAACGAAAAAACACAAUAUCAUAACUUAUUUUGAUCUGUUGAGCUUUUCCAUUGUUAAUCGACAGAAAGCUAUCCUCUUAAGUAUGGAUGCCUCAUAUGUCAACUAUUUAACAGUUCCUCUUCAAAGAUACUCUCUUCACAGCUUUCUUCUGAGUCACUGAGAAGGUUUACUGGUGCUAGUGCUUUUGUGAUUGGCUGUGGUACAAGAAGCUCCCCGUUCUUCAUCCAUCCAUGACCCUCCAUUGAUUUAAGAUCCUGCAUAGGUUCAAGGGCAUGACUCCACAUGAAUGCUUUGUAGUUUGAUUGCUUCAGAUGUUGAAGUAGACAAUCAGUUGUUGGUGGAAGCAUUUUGUUUUUUUUUCCUUAUUCUGGCAGAACAUGUGAUAAUGUAAUUCAUCUGCAAUGCUUGUCUUUUUGCAGUCAUGUAAAAGCUGCAAACAAAGGUUUCACUUUUGCCAAAUCUGCAGAAAGCAACCAACAGGAAAUUGCAUUGGUUUACCUAGAGUUCAAAACAUAGCAUUCAUGUUCAAGAAUAAACAUACAUCAAAUGCAACAAAUGUUGAUUGCUACAGCUCUAAAUUUCUGGUAAUGAAACUAUAAACCAAUGGUGGAAAUAAAACAUGCUGAACUAAAUAAUUAAAGCCAUACCUUUUUUUUUGGAUUUGCAAGAUACUUUCCCCAUUGUCUUGGUACUGGAGUGGCAAGACCUCUGAUUUGCAUUUUGAGGCCAAUGAAUGUUCCCCUUUGCUGACGCCCUCCUUUCGUGAAGUUACUCAGUAUUGGUUAAAGACCACAUGGACUUGCAGACAGUUGCUAGAAAAGAGGAGGGAACUGAAGAUGUUGAAAUAUUUUUGUAAGAAUUCACUAAAGGUAUCUGCUCCAGAAGAUUUUGUCAACUGUAGAACUGCCAUGCCAUUGAUAACAACAACCUGUGGAUUUGUCAAUACUGUAAGCUGCUGAACUACAUGAAUGUCUUUCUAUAGAAGAGAGCAUAGUGUGCUCUUAACACCAUUUCUAAGACUUCCAUUAGUGAGUGAAUAUGGGAUUGAAGACAGGUCAAAGCUCAGCACAUCUUUCAGGCAGAUUGCAUAAGAUGAGGAGCUUGACAAACAAGUCCUUGUCGGCAUUAACAGUAAUUAGCUUAUUGCUGAAUUUGACUCCAACCUUAUUUGCACUGCUGAAUCGUGGAUCUUGAUGUUUGGAAUUGGCUCCCAGAAACCCUAGCUGUGAAAGAAAAUAUAAAGCUGUGUGGUAUAUGAAGCUUCAAUAGCUAAGUGGAAAACUGUGGGUUUGAGUCAAUGAAUUUAUAUCACCGGAUGUAAAUUGACAACUUCUGCUUAAAUAAAUUCUUCAUUUCUUCAGUUUGUAAGCCAUAUGAUAAAGCCAAUGGGAUCAUCCAACUUUCUUCACUGAGCCUGUGGCAAAUAGUUGCUUUAAUUAGUAUUAUUGCUAGAGUGCUUUCAAAUUAUGUUGAAAAUUUGUUUUGUAAAUUAAAAAUUAUACAUUCUGUUACAAUAGUUUGGAUUACUUGUAUUUUGAUAAGCAGCCAUUUUUUUUAUAUAUAUUUAUAUUUCAAAUAUUGUGUAGGAGAAACAUUGCCUCUAUUUAAAAUUUACUCGCCAAGAGUUUCGUAAUUUUUCUCCUGAUGAUCAUGUAUUAACAUCUUGCUGCAACUCACACGGCUGGAACUUGAUACUCACCAUUUGUGGAGGUCAUCUUGGUAGCUGGAAUUACAAACAAGGGAGGUCAGCUCUGUUUUGAUCUAAUGGCAUACUAUUAAUUGAGUGGUAAGUUCUGAUAAUUGUAACCCUAAUGUUUUGAAUUAAAGACUGUAGCUGUUGAUUGGCUGCUAACAAAAAUUGACUGUAGUUUCAAUCUUCGUGUUUACAUCUUUCAUUUUGGGAUGACUGAUUCAUCUACUGCGAUAGGAAAAAUUUACACGUGGUCAGCCAACUUUGGUUUAUGAAUCCAUCUCAAUGCUCUGAACUUCUCCGUCAAGGGAUUUUAUAGGGAACUUGUAGAAAUUUUGAAAUUGUAACCUUGAGCUUCCAAAUAGAUACAUUGUUUAAGAUCAUUUUGACCAAAUUUAAUUUUGCACCCAAAAGGAAACUGCACAAAAAGUCUAACUGCUUGUGAAACACAAGUAUUUUUAAAUUUGAUGGCCAGUAAGUUACAACUAAGUUUGUUUUACAGUGCAAGCACUUGAGGGAUUUUAAUGCAAAACUUAACGGUGAUGACAAUGAGGACAUUGCAAAACAAAAGCUGUAAUGGGCAGAAUAACAGUUUGGCACAUGCCUUUUAAAACUUUGUACAUUUCUUAGCUGUCCUCUGACAAACAACAGUGUGAAAUCACCAAAAUUUGCACUGUCUGUGAAUGAAAACCCCAGCGGCAAACAAUCUGCUUCCAUCUGGAACCCAACGUGGCUCACAUACAUUAUGCUGAAUCUAAAGUAACACUAGUGUGGCAUCAUAAGAAACUGUGAACACAUUCAGCCAUUCAUGUGUGAAAUUCCAACUAAAAAUCUAAAUUCCUUUUUUAAUUGACAUCUACCUCAGCAUUGCCAACUGCUAAAGGUCCAUAGUACUGAUUAACUGUCUACAAACUUCUGAAGUAGAAAUUCAGACUGCCUUGGUACAUUUCAAACUCAUGAAGUUAACCUGUGUACCUCAUGAGAUUCUUUUUGAUGAGCUGUCACAAUACAGAUUGAUGAUUGGACAGCUUUUACUCCUUGGGUAUCAUUAGCCAACUUAACAAGUUAAAAGGUAGCUGAUUGGCUAAUUUUGUACCAAUCAGUUCAUUCCAGAUUCUCUUUUUUUGUUUUUAGCCUGUGUUGAAAGGUUAUAGCUUGUUUUCUUGAUGUUUUUAAUAAACUUCCCAAUCAUAAAUGGCAGGAGGCAGACCAGUUGCCUACAGACAAAGUGCAGCUAAGGAGUUGAGCACGGGACAACCGAGAAGAUUGGUGGAUGACUUGCUGCAAUUUUCCUUUCCAAAAGCAAUAUAUUUCUUGCCCAGGACACUCCAUCAAUCAAUACAAGAUUAACCCACACACAAGAUUAAUACUUCCUCAUUGCAUUAUCAUACCCCCUCUAGACUUUUACAAGGGAUUAUGAUUAAUAACCAGGGGAAAUGUGUGAGUCAUGAAAUAAACAGAGACUAAGAUUUUGAUUUACAUUUUUAGACAAACCUGAAGGUGCAAGGCUCACUACCAAUGCUUCACAAAAUACCAUCAUUAAAGGAGAUACAGUUACAUUCAAGUGCAUAGUUAUGGCUGCUGUGCCACAAGUGUCAAUUUACAAGUUCUACUUCAAUGGCUCCCUCCUCAGUAAUAACAGCAACAGUGAGUAUACUCUCAAUAACGUCAACCGAUCUCAGCACCAUGGCGAGUACAAAUGUGUCCCACAUAAUGCUGUUGGAGAUGGAGCAGAAGCCACUGUGAGACUUAACAUAAAUGGUGGGUAGAAAUGUCUUUGAGCAUUUUUAAGUACUUUGGACAUAUAAUCCAAAAAACGUUUUUUACCUAUUUACAUUGCAUCAAUGAAACUUCCAACACUCUGAAUUAUUACAUCCCCAACCAGGGAAGAAUAGAGACCCUAGUAACAAGGUUGACAUGUUGUGCCUGCUCCCCCCCCCCCUCCCCUUACAGGCUUUUCCUGGGAGUAAUGGGAAUGAGUGCAGAGUGUGAGGUGGGUUAGGGGAAGGAAAAAAAAGUCCACCUGAAGAAGUGACUCCCUCAGCUUUCCACACAAUGCUCCUCCCCAAGGUACUUUGGAAAAGGGGUGGCGAAGGAUGCCUGUCUCAGAAAAUUUAGCCAGUGCCUAAUAGUAAAUGGAUGCCUAAUAGCUAAAGUUGUGCUUGAUAAUAAUGAACUGGUACCUAAUAAUGAUGAACAGGUGCCUAAUAAUGAUGGGCUUGUGCCUAAUAACAAAAUGGCAGGUGCCUAAUAAUUAAAACCAAUAACUUAUUAUGAUGAACUUGUGCCUAAUAAUAACAAAACAAGCCUAAUAAUGGUUCACAAGCACAUAAUAGAAACAAAACAAUGAUUUGGCAGGAAUGGCACCCUGUGGUGCUCACCAGGCUGAAGCAAUUAUCCUGUGUCCACUAAAAACUGUAAACUUGUGCUUUUCAUUAGAAUAUUUGCUUUUCAUUGGAAUAUUUUUAAACUAGUGCAAAUUAUGAUUAGCUGACAAAGUCAAAGUUUGCUUCCUUUUUUUUUUUUCAAUAUUUUUUUUAGUGUUUGUGCUACAUUUUAUAAUCUCAUCUCUAUAGUGUAUGAAGUGGAUGAUUUUGAACCAAAUCGCACUCUAAUGUUAUGGUGUGAAAACUCUUUUGUUCCCCUCCUCUUUUCCAGCUCCUGUCCAGUUCACAAAAGUGCCACAGAAUAUAACAGUUAACACUUCAGCUCCUCUGUUUUUGAGCUGUGAUGCCUCUGGUUUUCCUGAACCUAAGAUAAGAUGGGAAAAAUCUGGGAUUGAGUUGUCAGACACCAAACAGCUCAACAUCUCUAGUAGUAACAGGAACGAUGCAGGAGAAUAUGUUUGCAUCGCAAGAAAUGGAGUGAGACAGGAAAAGACAGUAAGAGCUUAUGUCACUGUGCAAUGUAAGUUUUUUUCAAUAUGUCAUGAAAAGCUGCCACAGCUGUUGAAUAAAUGAUACAGCCAGACUUAUAUUAAGCAGCACCAUAUUAAGUGGUCACCCUGUAUUUAGUGGUCAGUUCCAAAUUUUUUUCUCCUUAAUUGUUGUGAUUUUCACCUCUUUUUAGUGGUCACCUCUAAUAAGUGGUCGUGGUCACCUUUGAGUGAGUGACAACAGCCUGUUUGUGUUGUCUUCCACCUGUAAUGAAUGGUCACAUAAAGCGGAACAACUCAAUUAAAACUAAGGAUGAUUUUUUGUGUAAAUUCAAUCCAUGUUUAAAACAGGUUUCAUUAUUGUACAAAAUAACCAACCGUCCAACUAUGGCGAGAUUUUUUUAACUCGGUCUGUGCAUUAUUUCUCGACGUUUCGGGGUCAUCGUGACUCCAUUAUCAAGAGACUAGUUUAAAAACAUGCAAAUAAGGAAAGGUACAAGAAUAGCAUAAAUUAGAAUGAACGGCUUAAACAAACACCUUGGCGCGGAUGGAAUCCGUUGGCACGUUCAGUGUUGGCUUACGCAUGCGAAUAUACAACAUUUCAUUAACAAGGCAAUCAAAUUUGCCGUUACAUUUCGCGAUGACGUUGAAUUGCUCGAUCAAGCGUUCAGGCAUUUCACUAUUGUGCUGGAGGUGGUAGUGUUUGUAGAUAGAAGAUGAUUUCCUUGUGUGCCCUUCUACGCGCUCGUGUAAGUGACCACGAGUAUAGCCCACAUACCCUGCAUCACACAGGUUACAUUUAAAUUCAUAAACGAUACAUUGUUGGUUAACAAUUAUUUGCAUAAUGAUGUAGGUGAUUUAUGAGGCUUCCAAACAAACUUUGAAACAUUAUUUUUACAAGUAUCUGUCACUAUCUGACACCUGUCAAUUAGAGAGCACUUGAAAAAAAAGUGCAUGUACACUUUCGAAAAAAAGUUCAUCAACUCUCACAACAAUUUUUUCUUCAAAUACAGUCAAUGAUCUUUGGUAAAGUAUUAUUCAUUUCCAUCAACAACUCAUGUACAAAGAUUUACCUCUGUUCGGUCAGUAAAUGGCAACAAAAGUAAGUGCAAGUAAAUUCAAAUGUAUGAUUUGAAGUUGUGAGAGUUUGCUCGUUUGUUUGCUGCAAUUGGCGUGUGUAAAUCUGGUCUUUCUUCCACCCAAAAACUAAAUACAACUGAUGCACUUUUACUAGAUACAACAAGAGUCAAUACGACCUUUUCUCAGUGAGUUUCUUUGGUUUCUGCUCUGCGAUUUACAGUACAAAUGUCCACAUUAAACGGACUUGGAAAGACUUAUUGAAAGCGUAUUUGUAACAGAGCUGAAAACUUCACUCACCCAUUCACAACGAACAAGAGAGAAUUCACAUAAUACAUAGAUUUAACCAAGCCUAAAAGCAGAGCUUCAGUAAAUUUAUUUUCUAGCCCUUCACUUUAUUAAAAGACCUCUGCAGUCGUUGUCAAAGAGGUUAUCGAAGGGGACCAGCUGGGGUGGGGUAUGGGGGAAAAUUGACGGGGUCUGAAUCGAGGGAUGAUGUUUUCACAACUUACAAAAUGACCAGUAUAUGUGCUAGUCAGCGGUAUUUCAAGCAGAGGAAGACCUUUGUUGAUAUUCCUGUUGUUUUGAACAGAUUUUCUAGGAUAGGGAAUGUUUUCUUCUUUAGAUGUAGUGUAUGAUGUUUGUAUCAGUUGAAAUGAUAUUCUAUUGAAAUGAAUUAAAAUAUUGGUUUGCGAAAACGAGCCAAAAUGAAAGAAACGACCAUAAACGACUUCGAGUUAAGAUAUCAGCGUUCAAUUGUAAGGUAUACACCUGAGAACUGUGAGUCGGUGAAACAGUGCUCCAGAAUUGUAUGGGCUUCUGUUAUAGCUGAGCUCGCAGAGCGUAGCCCCAUAAUUAUACAAAAUAGUAGUAACCCAUCAAGCCGAAAAAAUUUGGAUGUGCGACCGUACGACCGUCCGACCGUAUGACCGUACAAGAUGCUACUUUUAACAUGCGUGGUCAACUGUACCGCGGGCACGUCAACGCCACGGCUUUGUUCAGUAGUCCAGUGGUCAGUGCACUGGGCUCCGAGUCGGACGACCCGGGUUCUAGUCCUGGCCGGGGCAAGGCGUUGUGCCCUUGAGACGUGCGGGAAAAGAAAAUGCGAGCUCCGCUUUUAGGCUAAGCUAAAUCCAUAUAUUAUCUUCUCUUGGUGUCGCUUGGUAUGACUGUUCGCUCCGCUAAUUUUUCUCCUAUGUGUCAACCUUCUCUAGAAAGCAUUAAAAAUUGGAAAGAAAUGCAGGUCAAACCUGUUAUUUUUUAACUUCUCUUUUACCUUUUCGUUGACCAGCUCCCAGUUGGCUUGUUAGCUCAAUUGGUAGAGCGCUGCACCGGUAUCGCAGAGGUCAUGGGUUCAAAUCCCGUACGGGCCUGAAUUUUUUUCAGGUCCUAUUUACAACUUCUCGUUUCAGUAGUGUUCUUAGCUGCGAGGAUCUCUUAAUUUCUUCUCUUUUACCUAUUUGCGUUUCACUAUUGUGGUCUGGCUGGAAUACGCGGCAUCAUUUUCAGAUUUUUCUGUAACUUCAUUGGGUAACCUCAGCUGUAACUGCAACUCUCUAUGAUUCUGGUAACUCUAGCUACUGAAAUACGAAAUUUGACCUUCAUCUGUUUCUUUCUUUGCAAGAGUUUUACAAGGACAAGCUCAACUAAAAUAUCAUAUUUCAAACUUGAUGAUGAAGAUAGACUUACAAACUAAGAAAAAAUGCAUAGAUUUCUUCUAUAAUGUACAGAAAUUAAUUCCAAACAUCUGUCAAGUUUCCUCUUCCGUUUUAAGGUUAGGUUAAUGUUGUUAUUGGCCUCACUGAAGAGGUUGAAAAGUUUAGUCUCCCAUGUUCGCAAGAAAACUAAUUUCCUGGAAGGAGGAGUUAUGGCAACAUUUUCGCAUGAAACACAAAAAUAAAUUUAUUGAUCCGAGAAAAGUAUUCAUUUGAUCAUCUCACUACCACCGCAUUUUAACAUCGAAGUUUUUUAAAAGACAUGGGUAUUAGUUAUAAUUAGCCAAUUCAAGUUAUACAUCGGAUGCAGUUUUGUCUUCCAUUUUUCCACUAACGUUACAACAGGCUGCCAAAACUUUGCAAAGGAUUUCAACCCAACCUUUUUCCACAACUUGUAAAUUCCAUUGUGAAAUAAUUAUGCUGGGAAAUAGGAAAUUAGUGGCAUAAAUGCCAUGUCUUGCAAAAUAAGAGUUAUAGCGAAAUUAUAAGAGUUUGUAGGGAAUAUUUAUGACCGCUCUGAGGAAGUAAAAGUACCGUCAAACUCUGAAUAAAACUACCUCACCUUACUGUCACAGUGCAUCACUUGUUGUUUUACCGCUUACUUUGUUGUAACGAAGCUAUUUUAGCAAGUUAUCCAUUUCUAGGUUUCUUACUCCUAAGAGAGUAAGUAGUAAGCGCCCAAUUUUGUUCAUGUCGUUUCUCGCUCUCUUUCACGUUUUUCCGACCCGCUCGCGCUUAUUACUUCUUCUCUCCUUUUCCUGCCUAUUUUCACUCAAAUCCUCUCACCUCAAACUUAAAUUAAAGUGAUUUCUUCCGGUAGACAUAGCUCAGACUAUAAGUGUUGUUGCUUGCAUGUACAUUGACUAGAAUUGCAAAAAUACCGAUAAUUAGUGGUGUUUGUAACCACAACUUAAUCAGUAUGAUUUUCCGCUCAAAACGCGGGUUGCAAAGUCUUUGCUUGCGCGGCGUGAUGUCUACCAGCAGCCCACAUGAAGCCCUCGUGUAAUUCCUCGUAUGGUGCACCGAAGAUCGGCAUUCGAGUAUGCUCACUUCAUCACUUUUUACAUAAUUUUUAUAAAGGGGGUAAGUUUCUAAUGAAACUGAUGUUGCGUCGGUGGGAGAGUAUAACAGGGUAAUUUUGUAUUAUCAACUCAGGUGAUAAUGUAAAUUGGCCACCGCAAAGAGUUAAAAAGCUUACGUUUCGAACGUUACCCCUUCGUCAGAGCAAAAAUUGGAUGAUUCUGCGACUCACUUGGGCGUUACCGUGCCCGUGGAAAAUACUUACCGCGCCAAGAACCCAUCAGAUUGCAGGAUUCGUUACUGUGCCCUCAAAAAAAAAAAAAUACACCUUAUUCUAGUUGCGAAAUAAUUUUUCCAAGCCCUGAAUAGGCGAGGCAAAAUACUAGCCACUAGCAAGAUUUCCUCUCCUGUUGUGUUAAACCAUCGAAUAAGAGAUUUAUUAUUCCACUAUUAUUUUCAGUUUUUAGUAUUUUAACUUUUAUUGUGCGAAUUACAUCCUACGGCCUUAUCUGUGCAUCGUAUCCAUUUCAUAAGAUAUGCGCAAAAGAUGGAAACAACCAGAACUAAAGCAUUCAAAUGUCCUUUGUGUUCUUUUGUGCUUAAAAGUUCGCUUCUUUAAAAGUCAAAUUUAAAAAACGAAAAAAAAAAACCAAUGUUUGGAUCGUUCAGCGCUGCCAUUAUAUUGCGACUUAUUUUUGCCUUGCUCUAAAAUGUAAUACUGUGGCAUAUUUUGCCUUUCUCAUUACUUUAUUAGGUAAAAUGACACAGUAGUGGAAUGAUAAAGCUCAUUAAUGUUCUGAUUCAUAUGAAUUAUCACCAAUUAGUUAUUCAAUUGCUUAUUGUUUUUGUAUUCAUUCUUAGACCCGCCCACAAUUCAAAAUGUCACCACGUCAUCUAAGAAGUCUUGGAUUGGCCAGACAGUGACUUUGAAGUGUCUUUCUGAUGGUGUUCCUGCACCAACACUCUCUUGGUACAAACCUGAAGGAAGAGGAAUAAACAAUGUCACAGCCAGAGAAAACAAAAUACAAGUGCCACUUAGGGGUGAUCAAGAUUUCGGUGAUUACAAGUGCAUUGCUGCCAAUGGACUUACUCCAUCUGAUGAGAAAUUAAUAAAGAUAAAUCAGAUACGUAAGUAAAAAAGAUCAGUGUAUUGUGAUACGAAGAAAACUAUAUAUAAGGUCAGCAUUUUAUUUUGCGUUUACUCAUUAUCACUGUUUCAGGUGCAGUAGAAGUAAAAGCCAAAUUUUCUCACAAAGCACUCGACAGAGUAACUUAUUCACUUUGUACAUCUCAUUCGAUAAUUUAACAUUUAAUACGUGCGGAUAUUUUGCAAGGCUUAUAUGCGUGUGGAAAAAAAUAAGCUUAUGUUAAACCAUCGAGUGAGGGAUUUAUCAUUCUACUAUCCUUUCAUUUUUAACUCGUGAAUUGCGCGCAGGCGCAAGAGCCAGUUAUAGAUACGAUGUGGGGAAUGGCAUUCGCUCGCUCGCUCGCCCGAUUGGUCGAUUCCUGUAAACUUUUUUUAGAUUUUAGGCUUUUGAGUGCAUUUGAUAGUUUUUGGCGAGCAAUAAACAGACGAAAUGGCGACCUUUGUUGCUAAGAAUAGUGGUGGGGUGAAAAAGAAGCCAAUGAUAAUCUUAAAAGAGUUUUUUUUUUCGUUUUAGUUUCAGUUAGGCAUGCAAGGAUUCACACUGAAAUAACAGAACAACCUUCGUUUUUUAUAAAAUUGUAAUUUACAAUCCUUGAACUUGAAAACAAUCCGAAGAUUCAUUGAAAAUAUCACUUACUGCGAAGCGCUCGGAGUUUACAGAUGUUCAAAAGCUUUUUCUGUUGUGGCGUGAGAUUGAGGACAAAAUUGAUCAUUACGUUUCGUCGCGUGUGUUUUUCCUGUGUGAAGCAACUGAAGAUGCCGGCGACUGACGAAAUAACAAGUUAACACGAAAAUCAAAUAACACCUAAACAAACAAUUUUAGCUACCAAUUUUCAGUGAAUUUUUAAAGAACAAUUUUUUUUUUAAGUUUCAAGACAAUUUGAAGAUUCAAAAUACAUACAACUUACUAAAAUGCGAAAGUUACACACCACAAAAUUGAUAAAUAGGCCUGAAAUGAAAUUCUAUCUUGUUAUUGAUUAUACGUUGCCUAGCACGUGACUUUAAUCUACCCAGGCGGAGAUCCAAAAUGACGGUGGCAGGCUUGGCUUAUACCCCGUUCACACCAAAACUUAAACAUGUUUAAAUCUUGUUUUGCUAAACUGGUUUUAUUAAACUACCUGUUCACACCGCGGGCGCGUGUAGCCAAACAUGUUUAAAACCGUGUUUAAUAAAACUACCUAAAUGAGGUUGUUUAACUUUCGUGUUUAACUAAACACAUUAAAGAUGGCGGUUGCCAAAAAAACCCGCGGAAGGAUUUGGGAAAACCAGGAAACGUUAUUGUUACUACAGAAGUGGGGGGACGAAAAUAUACAAAUGAAGUUAAUAUCUUGUACCAGAAAGAGGCCUAUAUGGCAAGAAAUAAGUGAUUUUAUUCGAGCGGCAGGCUACGAAGACCGUGAUGAAGAUGCCUGCAAAACAAGAGUACACACAUUAGUAAGUGCGUAUCGCUCCUACAAAGACGAAUGUGAGAAGACCGGAAACGGGACUCCAAAGAGGAAGCCGGCGUUUUUCGACGAAGUCGAUGAAUUUCUCUCAAAAAAACCAUGUACCAAACCGAAGGUUAUCAUUGAGGCGGACAACGAAGAAGAAGACAAUGAAAAAAUUAAGAACGAUGAACCAAACGAAGAGUUGCCUUCCUUCAGCGGCGGCACCAGCGUCGGCAGCAGCAACAAAACAGCCGGCAAAUUUCCUCAACCAAACAAGGGUGAAUGUUUGACAGGUGAGCUUUGAAAACUUUCGCUGAUUGGAGGGUCAGACAAUAGGCCAAGAAAAUGUUUCAAUAUCGGCGCCUACGUUGUCUGUAAUCUCUAACAAAAUUUCUUGAUAAUUUUACUUCCAAGAUGAGUGGAGUUGAACAAAAAUAUUGAGAUAAGUAUUGGCUCAAACUUUAACUUCUGCCUUUAAAGAUUUCUUGUAUUCCUUCACAGAAAGAACAACAGAUGCUGGCAAGCCAUUUUUCAAACCCGCUACGAAGAAGCGGAAGGUGUCAACGACGGAUGCCUUAACACAAAUUGACAAGGCGUUGAGGCAUUUGUUUCCUAUCAACAAGCUGCUGAUAGGAGUUUUCUUGCUGCAGAGGAGGCUCGUGAAAGACGAGAAGAAGAAAGGGAGGAGAGAAGAAGGAAGGAAGACCAGGAGUUUCUGCUGAAAUUGGCGCAGGUACUUCGAAAAUAAAAAGUACGUGUCUUCAACAAUUUAAUUUGCGAUCGUACCUGCGACAGUUUCAGUUGGUUUAGUUUUCGGCUUUAUUUAUGCUGUAAGUUGAACGAUGUUUCACGAAAUCUAAUGGCCGAUUCCCAGUCGUUGGAGAAGGAGCAAGAAAAAAAAGAAAACUAUAUUGAACUUAACGCUUAGAUCAUUGAUGUUGACAUGCUCUGAUUAACUUUUCUUUACUUGAACUAAUUGUCUUCUAUAGUUGUCUUCAAUUGAAUAUGCUUUUUUUUUCUUUGAGAAAAUAAAAAUCGUUUUUUUCCUUUAAGUGUUAUUUUUAAUUUUCCGGCAGAGCCUAGUUGUUCAGAGGCCGAUUAACACUAAUCCAGGGUUAAAUUUUGAUUCAGCUUCUUUAUUUCUUUAUUCAGGAGUCUCUUUUGGGAUAAUUUUCCCUAUUCCUUUUAGACCAUCUAAUCAUCAAAUUGUAGACAAAAAAAAAAGAAAAUGGAUUUCUUUUUAGAUUUUCAUAUUUGAAAUCAAAUUUCACACUAACCCUGGGUUAAGUUAAGCCACCUUUGAACGACCUGGCCCAGAGUAUUUAAAAAAUGCUCCGGAAAAUUAAUGAAAUAAAUGAAUAUUUUUGUGCACAGUGGUUAGGAUCUUUUGGAAAAAUUGAUUUAAUAUUUGAAAUAAAGUUUUGAUCCACCUUUAAAAUGAUGAAAUUUGUUUCUGAGGUUCCAUCAGUUGUUCAGAGAGAGAGGGUCAAAUGAAUGAUGUCUUUUAAGUCUCCUUGAUAAAUUUACAACAGAGAGCUCUGUGUGUUUGUUUGCUUAAUUAUUCUUUCUUGUAAGGGACUAACCAAAAAAGUCUGGUGUAUAAUUACACAGUCACUUGCAAUGGAACAAGAGCAAAAAGUUAGUGAAUUAAAUUAGUUUUGCUGACAUUAAUGCCAGCUGAGGCCAUGUCACUGAGUGAGUAGAUCUCCUUGCUAUUCGAACUGAACACUUUGAUCGAAAAGCUGAGAUUGUCCCCCUCCUUCUUUAUGCCUACAUCUAAUACUCAGAGAGGAAGAUGCAAGUCUUGCACUCAAAUUAGUAUUUUAUGUGAACAUGUAGUAUGCAUGGCUAAAUUAGCAUAUGUCACACCAUGGGUUUCAAACUACUCCCUAAUUUUUUAGCAUAAUUUCAGUGCUAAUAUGUUUAUUUCACAUGUGAAAUGGCAAACUUGCAAUGACUGCAUCUUUAAUUGUUCUGAGAUGGUGUCCAGGUUUUGAAAUGUCAAAAAAAAAAAAAAUGGGGGUUUCCAAGAACACCACAGACAAUCAAAGUUUGUCAUCAGUAAUUUUAAUUUACACAAUUGACAAUUUACUUUUCAAAUCUCAUUUAUACAACUGUAAUUACAAAUGGAACACUGUUUGACCCUCUUAGAGGAGUGUCCUUCAAAAGAUCUUGACUCUUCCAUUAUUUAUGAAACUAUUUGCACUGUAUACAAUAAACCUUAAAGGGAGAAAGUAUUCAUAUAAACGACUUUUUUGAGCUAGAGGUGCAAACUCUUUGAUGGAUUAUUUGCCUUAUGUUGAACACUCAUGUUCAAGUGAUGCAUGUGACAAUGAAUAUUUAUUUUAAGAAUCUUUUAAUUGCAUCUCUUAUUGCAACAGCAUUUGUGUUCUGCCUUUGGUUUGGAUCACCUGGACAAACUCCAGCAUGAAUGUGAAUAUCAUUGAGCCAUUGGUCAUCAAAAGACUCGUUUUGCAUCUCACAAUAAUUAUGUAAAACACAACACGCUGCGAUGACAUUGCAGGCAUUUUCAACUUUUAAGUCCAGUCUCUUCCCAAUGCUUCUGAACCUUCCCUUCAAUCGACCAAAGGCAUUUUCAACAACUACUCUAGUCGUGCUGUGUUUUAUGUUGAAACUGCGUUCCUCCGGGGUCAGAUUUCCACGAUCAAUAUAUGGUUUCAUCAGCCAAUUGCUGAGAGCAUAAGCUGAGUCACCUAAUAUCAGGGGAGGAACUUGUACACCAGAUAUCAUCACCGACAUAUCGAGCGAAAGAAAACAACACAAGGCAAACAAUGGAGAGUUCUUGAAGACACGUGCGUCGUGUACUUUACCCGGCCAUCCAACACAUAUAUCAAGAAAUAGAUAAUUACAAUCUACUAGCCCCUGAAGGAUUAAUGAGUGGAAUCCCUUCCUGUUAACAUAAUCAUCUGGACUUUGCCGAGGUCCAAUGACUGGGACAUGGCAACCAUAGACUGCUGCAACCACCUGGGGAAAGCCCGCGCGACUUUUAAAACCUUCAAUUUUUUCUUGGACUUCAUGUUGAUUUUGGGGAACGUUUAUAUAAUUGGGAAGAAGAACGUUCACUAUCACCUCGCAUACCUGUCGCACAAUACCACAAACAGUGGAUUUUCCGACACCAAAUAGAUUUCCGAUCGUUCGAAAGUGAGCCGUGUCCGCGAGCCAAUAUAAUGUUAUGGCAACUCGAUGGCGCACUGUAAUGGCUUUCCUGUAAUUGGUGUCCCUUUUAGAGAUAUGUGGCGAAAGUUCUCGGCAAAGGCGAUUAAAUGCUUCUUUAGACAUGCGGAAAUUCUCAUUCCAGUCCUUUUCUUCCCAAUCUUGGCAAGUCUCUUCCCAAAAUAUCUGCGACCGGGGUUUUAGCCAAAUACGGCGAACAGGAAGAUGUCGGAGAAGAAAUCGAAGCAAAAACGGAAAAACAAUGAUGAAACGAGACGUCUCCAACGGACAUAACGAUUAAACCGUCUCUCUGCGUUUCUCUGUCGGUUUUGUGUAAUUCUGAGGUUUUCCCUCAGCCGUGACUGCGCCAACAACAGCAGGAUAUUGUGAUUUAAACUUACCGCCAUUUUGAUUGCGUCUUUAAUUUUGUUGGCAACAAUUAAUAUCAAAACGAGGCUGCGCAUUACCUAACCCAGUCUGCAGUGUGAACGGUUCUUGAGCAAAACAUGUUUUAUAAAACCAUGUUUAAAAAAACUACGUUUAAUGAAACUUGUUUAAAUUGGUGUGAACAGGGCAUUAGUUAUAUCACUCAAAACUCGUUUCCGUUUGUCUCAUUUGAUAAAGAGGGAAUCGUUAAUGUUUUCAUUAAGACAGUAUUGCCUUGAUUUUCUAAUAUUUAUAACGAAAGACAGUAAAUUUCACUUUUCACCCACAUUUACUUCCAACCUUUUCUUUUGAACCAGAAAAAAAAAAAUGAUAGACGUUUAAAACACAUGGCAUCAUCCACCUUGUCAAAUGUAAUAGCAUGAUCAUUUCAAUUGUAAUGCCUUCUUAUCCCAACGUUACUUUGUUUCUUUGCUACAUUAGCGAACACUGAACUACUGCUCGUACUCUAGAUAUGACAAUCAACCACAAAAUUCCCUAAACCAGAUAACAUUAAACAUAAUCUAAAAAAUCAAGUGUCAAUUCACGAGUUUGCUCACAGAGCACUUUGAUCUAACAAUUUGGCCGCCUAGAUUUCGACAUACAUCCUGCGGCCUUAUCUGAGCGUUCCGUUCGCAUUUUUCCCCUCUUUAGCUGCGUUUGACCUUCACAUAUUUUUCGCGUUCGUUAUCCAAUGAGGUAUAACGGCGUAAUAGUGGAAUUAUUCCGGACAUUGUUAUCCUGAUCUUUAGUGGGAAAUGCACCCAAAUUUGUUUAAAAAAAAAGGUUUACAGUAAACUGUCGACACCUUGCCCUUGGUGGCAUUAAACACGUCACAAAGAGCAUUGAACUUCAGGCAGAUUGAUGACAUCUUCCCAUGCGGGUAUCCAUAAGAAACUUCCUUAACCAUGGACUAUAAAUUUUUUCACUUUUUAUUAGUCUCUUGGCUGAAUGUAUCCGGUAGCUACAUUUAUAUUAUAUAUUAUUAUUAUUAAUUACAUGUUAACGCACUCAGCGAGUGAACCUGCACGAGUACACGGACUAUUACACCACGAUAAUGACGUCAAGGAGGUUGUUUCGUCGCAACCCAGUAUCACGUGGUACAAAUCAUCUUAUCAGAAAAUCGGAAUUCGAACAGUGUAUGAAAGUUGAAUGAUAAACUGUCAUAAGACAUGUUCUUGCAUUCAUCCUUAGUGUUGUCAAAAAACUCAAAAUAAUCUCUUUUCUUAUGGCACUAUGUAGAGAAACCAGGGAAAGCAUCCAUCAAAUCAGAAUCAGUCAUUCAAGCAACUUCUAUAACAAUAAAAUGGACUGCACCAGAUGAUGGAGGAAGUCCGAUUACAGGAUUCCAAAUGAUCUUACAAAAGGAUGGAACUGAGAUAAAAAAGGUUAAUAUCACCGAUCCUGGGACGACAAGUUAUUCGUUUCCUGGUUUGGAGAAAAAUACCAACUACACAGUGAAACUGUUUUCCAGAAAUGUUGUAUUCGAGGGAGAUCCUACUGUAUGGAACAUUAAGACUAAGUUUGAAGGUGAGGAAUCAAAAGUGAUAUCGUCAAUAAACAAUUUACACCAAUCAUUUUUUUUGCCAACUUAGAUUUGUUGUGAGUAACCCAGUUUUAACAAUGUUAUCUGCUUGCCGCAUUAUAAGAUUUUUUAUUUUCAGCGUUCCCCCCCCUCCCCCCCCCCCCUUAGUGGCCAGUUUCCUUUCCCUUUGUGAUAAUUUUUUUAGAGGUACCUACGUUUGAAGAAGCAUAAUAAUAAACAAUGAAAAAAUAAUGAACGUAGGUGAGAACAAUAGACAACCUACGUGGUUACGUUCCGUAAAUUUCACCCGUUUUAUCAAGUAUUGUUUGCCUUGUCGUUUUUUUUUUUUUUUUAAUUUUCUGAUGUUCACGUUUCAUAAUCUGUUAUAUGAAUCAGCAACAACAACAGCCGCCAGAUAGCGACCUUUAUAUUAGUUGGAUACAGUUUCCUAAACUCUUACAGGCCAUAUUCUGAACGCCCAAUAACCAACUAUCCCUUUAGACAGUGAGACAAUUUCCACACAUCGUUUGACCAAAGAAUUGAAGUUUGAAGAAAUGGGCCUUUCAUGAAAAUCGCUUUUAAUAUGCAUAUAUUUUGAGGAAAUCUCUUCAAACAAUUUGUGGACAGCCUUGAAGAAUCCUCCCUAUAUUUUAUUAAAGAUAAGAAAAACACGAGCGCAAAAAACAGAGUACGAGUUGAAGAAGUCAAGCUAUAAGCUGUAACUUGAUAGAAUAGGAAAAAUCAAUUACGACGCACGAAGAAAGUUUGAAAUAGGUAUUUAAAAAGCCAAAUCACGAAAUUAAACCUCUUGCUAUAAUUAAGGUGGAUGGAUAUCGCUUUCUUAAAUACCUACCAGCUAUAAUCAAAGCACUUAAAAAGAAUCAAACCUCCAUAGGACCCAUAGCUAGCAGGAUUUGCUACUUAAUUUAUUGCUAUUUUGUACGCACUUCAGCACACUUACAGCGUAAAACCUUCAAUUGUUUAUCACAUGUAGUACUUCUUGUAUUACAUGCGCACUCAUUUUUCCGCUAUGUCAUUGACGAGUGCCUGUGCUAAGUCAUGCGCGAUGUCAAACUUUGAAAAGCGAAAAAUAGUUGCACACGAACUGAGAUCCUUUCUGUAAUUACGUGACACAAACGAAUGGUGAAUUGCGACUUCAUCUAUGCAUCGUGUAAAUAUCAAUUAAAGGCCAGUAGAAGUCAGUGUAUCGUUUAAAUUCACCUUGGAAAUGCGGUAUUUGUUCUAGGCAAUAACCAACCAUCAUUUUAGGCUUUUCAUUAUCACUUUUUGUCCUUUAAAAUAUUUUGAAUUCAUCUUAGUACUUAACUUAAUUUUGCUUGCCAUACACUUUCGUUUCCAAAAUAUCCCAAAAAAAUCCUCGACAAAUUUACAGAUUAUUUAAUCACUGAUAAUGAUUGUGACCAGAUUUGUAACAAGAAGUUGUAUAAUUAUUAGCAAUUUUACGCUGUUCGUGUCUUUGACAUCAAUCUAGGAGCCCCAGAUGUGGUCGAAAUAGACGAACUUCCGGGUGAAACAACAGACGAUACAAUUACCCUAAAGUGGAAGGAGCCAGAAAGUAAUGGAAGAGUUAUUACCGUGUAUACAGUGUACCAAAGAGUAGUGACUGAUGGGAAAGUGGGACAGUGGAGAGAAAUAAAGAAAAUCAGAGAUGUUUCUGUGAGAGAAUUGAAAAUAGCGUUGGAGAGAGGAAAGGUGUAUCAGUUUGCCAUUACUGCAACUAAUGAGCUUGGUGAAAGCCUGAAACAAGAGAGAGCAAACAUCCAGCAAGUCAAGGCAGAAGGUAGUAUGUUCAAAUGAAUCUUACUCUCCCCUUUCAACGGUUUAUCCUUUUCUUUACUUAGUUUUCAAGCACUCUCCGUGUCAUCAACAUCGAGGUUUUUACGGGUGAAUUCUUCGUUUGCAAAAACCUAAAUCAAUGAGAAAACUUCACUUCCGUCGCAGUUAGUAUUUGUGUGCUAACUAGAGGUCCAUUGGCUGAUGAACGAGAACUUGUUUUGCAAUGGUUUUUGUUACUACAUUUCAAUUAACAAGUUAAUUUGUGAACAUAUUCUUUUUAAACUUAAUUCAAUUUUUUCUUCGGUCAAUUUCGCAAAUGGCUCCCAUGUUUCAAAGGGAUUUAGGAAAUAAGUUGACAUAGAUCGUAUGUUAGGUUUCUUGCAAGAAGUUAUUGGGAUGUUUGGUUAUUGUUUUAUAUAACUAUAGCCUGGAAAUUACAAUGAAGUAACCAGUAAUAAAAAAAUCGAAUACUUUCCAACCUAAAGUAAACCCAAUAAAGAAUUACAGCGUCAAGCUAUUUACACCUUGUAAAGAGUUCAAUUUUCUAAUUUUUUUGUUUUAUGUAGAACAAAGUCCCACCAAGGAACCCCAGAGUUCUGCAGAUAAUGAAAUGGACACUGCAAUAUAUGCUGGAGCAGCUGUGGCCGGUGUUCUGCUUAUUAUUGGUGUAAUCGUAAUCAUUAUUCUAUGGAAACGAAGAAAGGUUUCAAGUCGCGGAAAUGGUAAAGUAUCUCUUCAAUUUGUAACAGUUCAUUUAUAUUUAAAGUUUUCUCUGAGUACCUGGCUGGAUUGGAUAAAAUAGAAGUCUUAGAAGACCACUUGUAAGACUUGUUUGUCAGUCACACUAUUUUACGGAAAAGACGUUUUAACCCUGUUUGAUAGUGGAGACUUUCACUCAUUGGAAACGAGUACAUGUAUUUCUGUGAUUCAAUGUGCAAAGGUACACUGCGACGUACUAUAGUCGAUAUCGUUUGAAAUUUACAAUUUUUUUCACUGCAAAAAAUUUGUUCUUCUCUUUAAGAAUUUUUUCUCUAAAUUUAAUUAUGUUUGUAUUUGAAACAGACUGAAACAACUAAGCAAAAUUUUCCAAUGGUGGACCAGUGAAAUUGCAGAGAAAUCGGAUUUUUCGAAUCGAACAUAAAAUAGGUCUCACUUCAAUACUAUAAGCUUUGCCACACGAACGAAAACACAAAUUUCGGGCUGAAAGUGAAAGAUAAACAGAAAUUUUGUAGGAAUGUGAAUUUGGGUGUUCAAGUUAAAAAAAAAAGGCUACUUUUUGUCGUUAAUCGUAAUGGACUCAACUCUCUCGUAAGCGGACACCCUCGGGAAUCAGGAAAAGUGUCUGCGAGUAGAACUGUCCUCCUACGAAAAUGACUCCCAUGAGUGGACAGCAAAGAAGAAUAGGAGUUGAUGUCCGCUUAAGGGAGAAACAAGAGGGAAAGUAGACCAUGACGAACGUGGCCAUAACGUGACACUAUAAAUGUUAUGUCAGACUCUUGUUAAUAGGCACCUUAAGCAACAGACGUCGCCGGUCUCACGACGGCAACCGGAAACGUGAAAUUUCUUUGCAGUCCUCACUGCGCAUGUACAACACGUCUUGCCGUUGUCGCCGUUGUCGCCGUUGUCCCGAAGUCGAGAACGCGAGAAAGUGGGGUUUCACGUCGCGACGAGAACUUGAGUACUUAAACUUUUGUUUUGAUCGCUUUUAGCUUACUUUCGGACUAAUUCAAUCUGGAAGCAAGGUAACAUGUAAUGAUUGAUUUUAUAAUUGAAAUAAUGUUCUGCAAGCAUUAUUAGGCUCAUUUUUUAAAAUUGUUUUCGCAAGCCAAACUAGCUUCCAACGAAGAGGUUGCUUUCAUUCAACGGAAUAAUUAGUUGUCUUUUCCGAUUUUCUCAUUGUAUAACCGGUAGAUUGUUAUAGCUUGUAAUAACACUUCAGUCAUUUUUGUAUUUCCUUCCUCCUGGCCUUUCUUUUAACAUAGAAGCAUGUUAAAUCGACUCAAAUUAAUUUUUUAUUUAGUUCAUGUUCACAAUGAGACAAAUACGCAGUUCUUGUACACACGAGAAGAUUGCGUUCUUCGCACAAGGUUUUUUUUUCCCCGACACUUGAAUCAAAAUACCUGGCAAAAAUAAUGAGUAUACAAUUGAUGACAAUUGAUCGCUUUAACAUUACACAUAUAACAUGUAAAACAAUUUCUGUCUUUGAUAGGCCAAGGCAGAACGACUUUUAUAAGCUUAAUAGUUUGUCAUUUUUCGUAAUAAUAAUUUCAAAAGGGAUGUGUCGAUCAUUAGAAAAGCUUUAAUAGUAUAAGGCUUGAAUUCGUCGAGUUAUUUUUCAAAUAUAGUGUAUGUUUAACUCAUGGAUGGAGUGGACAGAACAAAAAGAUCUCAUGUUGGUCAGAGAAAUCUUAUUAUGAGAACCCUUUAAAUUCAAGGUUGGCUCCAAAUAGCGUAGUUCGGCAAGGAGUCAAAUAGCGCAAAAUUUGUAUACACAUCCAGGAUUCAUAGUAUCUCAGAGAGCUGUCAGAGGUCGUUACGUCGUAAAGAAUGGCAAAUUCAUUUGCCUUUGUGACUCUUUUGAAAAAGGAAACAAAAGUAAAUAUCGCGUUUCCUUCAAGCUCGACAUGACCGGACAAUGCGAAGAAAUCGAGAGCUUUAUUGUGAAUUUUGAAUUUACCACCAAAUUUGCGAAGCUGGCUUGGCGCGGCGUCGCGUUUUUCUCACGCUUUGCUUAAGGAUGGCAACUCGCAGUUGUGACCGCAACCUGAAACCGUUCUAUCCCCAGUUCCUUAUCGUUUGUCACGUCGCCGUCGUCAACGAAAACGUCUGUAGCUUAAGGUGCCUAUUAUGAAAUGAACGGGCAGCUUGCUUUCCCGCGAACAAACAGAGAUUUGACUAAACCAAUCCCUACUGUAUUGUUACUCUGUCAAAGGUCAGAUUUUUGUUGAUUUGCAAGUUAAAAACAAAUUUCUUUGCCAAGAGUCCAGAAUUAUGCAUCGGGUGUCCGCUUACGAGAGAACGUAAACAAAAGAAAAUCCAAUUUUCACCUCUAAAAUUGCCGGCGACUGUGUAGAGAGUGUCUGCUUACGGAUGUGUAGAUACAAAGUUUUACUUGGAAAAAAGAAGUGGAAUUGAAAAAAGUAUUGGCAGGUAGAGCUGUCUGCUUACGAGAGCUUCCACUAGUGGAGAGUUGACUAUAUGUGUACCGCUUUCUUUUCGGGCGGAAUUUUCGUACGUUUUUUGUGAUUGGACAUUUGUUUACGCAACAGAUCACGCAAUACUCUCAGAUGCUAAAAAUUAAUUUAGAUCGUUUUUACAAUACAAAGGAAUUUUCUCUCUUUUGUUUAAAAGAGCACAUUUAAACCGAGAAGUUCUCGUAGCGAGUUUCCUUGUUUUGGUAGAACAAUUUCAAUUUCGAACUGCAAAAUUAUAACAGUUUUAACUCUACAGUUCAACACCUAUAUAACAGAUUAAUGUGUUCUAAGCAGUGUGCAACAAGUUGCCUUGAUAAAUCUCCAAUAACAAAGCGCUUGAGAAAUCUAACCAAUAAGAAAAUGGUACAUAUAUCCUUGUUAGACUAUAGGUUAUCAGACCAAGCUUUUAGAAACCAUUGCGCAAAUAGAAUGUACCGCGAGUCUGAGAGACAUGUCAAGGUGCACGUUAAGCUGAGUUUUUUAUCCACUCUAUCAUUGAGGGUAUUUUUGGAUAGUGGAAAUUUUCUGUUUAACUUACCAGUUCUGUUGUUUCAGUCUUCCUCUAUUACCAAAUAUAUGCGAUCAUGAGUUUGGUACUUAACCUUAAUGUUAUUUGUUAAUAUAUCCAUUUUUUUAAGGUUAUUUAUUUAUUUAUUGUUUAAUUUUAUCCUAGAUGAAAUGCAAAUGAAUGGGCUGUAAGUACUGGAAUAAUAAUGUGAUUUUAACACUACUCUACCAUGACUGUGAAUAUAUGAAAAUCAUACAUUUGAACUGCGGUUUAAGAAAUGAAUAUGAACGCGAUCUUCGCAGUAAUGAACGCUAUUUUUGCAGUAGUGAAAAUAAGGUGUGAAAACCCUCCUCCCUCCCUCCUGACCCCCCCCCCCUCCCUCCCUGACCCCCUCCCCUCCCUCCUGAGCCCCCCCUCCCCCUCCCCUCCCUCCCUGACCCCCCCCCCCCCCCCCCCCCCCCUCCCCCCCCCCCCCCCCCCCCCCCCCCCCCACCCCCCCCCCCCCCCCCCCCCCCCUCCCCCCCCCCCCCCCCCCCCCCCCUCCCCCCCCCCCCCCCCCCCCCCCCCCCCUCCCUCCCUGACUCCCCCCUCCCCCCCUGACUCCCCCUCCCCCCCCCCCCCUCCCUCUCUCUCUCUCUCUCUCUCUCUCUCUCUCUCUCUCUCUCUCUCUCUCUCUCUCUCUCUCUCUCUCUCUCUCUCUCUCUCUUUCUUCCCGGACGACGAGGAGUUUAUAACUUUACUAUAACUUUACUAGGAACGAAACAUCAGAAUAAUGCAAAAGACAUGUUUGAAGAUUUGUUCUGAUUUGAUGGCAGGGGUAGUGCUAAUCAUUAUGAAGUUGACGAUGGAUAUCAGGAGGCUGCUGCGAGUCUUCAAGCCUCGGCUCCUGAGGCUGAGGCUGAGGCUAACUAUGCACAGGUGGAUAUGACGAAAAAGAAGAAGAAUAGACGACCACCAGCUGAUGAAUAUGCCCAGGUGGACAAGUCGAAAAAGACAAAGAAGAGACCCAAGGUAACGAUGACAUCGAGAAAGGUGUUGUGUCAUUGUUGCUGUACUUUUGGUAGCACGUGUUUUUUUUUGACGUUGCGCAGUUCCUUGUCUGAACUUAUUUUAGUGGAGGAUAGGCUUUUCGUGUAGUCUUUCUUAACCUAACCCUAACCCUAACCCCUCAUCUCGUACUUUGAUUUUCCUUGGUUAUGCAGAGAAAUGAUGAAUUAUUUUCCAUUUGGUUUAAAAGUGAUAUAAACUCCAGUUAUUAAAAUCUAAUUAUUGUGCUGUUCUCUUGCCUCCCUAUUUGGAGGCAUAGUGCGCGAUCUAAAGCAAAUUUUUUUCGAUCUCGUGGUGACUAAUUAUUUAAAGUGCCUAUGACACGAAUUUUUUUUUUUUUUUGGCGUUUUCUGGUUAAGAGCUGUAUUUAAGAUUUUUAAGAUUUGAAAGUACGAUUUGGCGGCCAAAAGGAAUUUCCAUUUAGCGCGCGGCCCAAACGAUGAUGUUAAGUAGCCGUGACGUAGAAAAUUGUGAAGACACGCCAGCAAUUAUGGAGGAGAAAGGAGAAACCAAGAAGAGAGGACGAACGUAUUGCGUGGCUGGAGUGCCAAAUGAUGUUAGGUACAAGAAUAAUACACUCACACCGGGUAUUUCUAUGCGCUACCUUCCAAAGUAUGUUCCGGCUUUGAAGGCUUCGAACACAUACCACUGGUCAAAUCAGAGGAAGAUGACCAAUACAUUCAGCAAAAAAAAAUGGCUACUUUAAGAGCCUGUUCCCCUACCGGACACGAUUGUUCCACAAUCUGUUCGGCUGACAUUUCGCAAGCGAAGAAUGGUGAGCGUCAUACUGUUAUUUAUUUCACGCGCUUGAGAUGUACACAGUACUCUCUUGUCUUGGCAACGCUGUUUUAAGUUUUUCAUUGCAGCCCUGUAGCAUGGUUCCUAGGAUAACGUAACAACCUUCCCCGACCCAGGUUCCAGGAUGUGCGGUCGUGAACUUACAAAAUUGAGCUUUAACUGCUUUUAGAAUUGUCAAGUUUUGUUUAGUUGUCAUAAUUAUUUCAUUGUGAUGAUCAGUCAAACAAGGAAAUUUCUUUGAUCGACAUUCAUUUUGGGGGUUAGAGCACUUUAAACAACAAGGAAAACUGCGCAUGCCGUUGUAGAGCUUGUCAGACUUUGGUCGUUUAUAGCAGAGAAAUAGCCAAAAGGUAGCCACGAAUGUAACUCUGUGGGUAGGAAUAACCUGGGUACUGCCACUGAGGGCUCAAACCAGAGAACUGCCAUCAGGGCAUCUGUAUUUGAGCUAAUCUUGACAAAUGCAUAUUAUUUAAUCUUUCGCUACCAAACCGAAGGCACUAAUGUACAGGUCAUUAGAUAGGCCAGGAACAUAGGUAUUGGAGAACGACACGUUUUCCUGUCGUAGACCUCUUGAGACUCUUGACGAUCCGAAAAGACCGUAAUAGGCACGAAUAGUAAUAGAAUCUAAUGCGUUAGCGUUACAAUAUUAAAUACCUGAGAGAUUUUGUAUCGCUAGUAGAGAGGAACAUGAUUUUCGUUAUUUAAGAUGCUGAAGCGUUGUUAGAAACUGGACCGUGUUAAAUUAUUACUUGGGUUGACCAAACAAGUUUAAAUUCACUCUUAUACAUUGAUCGACCAAAGUAGGCACUUAUUUAGCUGGCUGCGUCCAGUAGCGUGUAUGACGACAUUGUAACCUUCCUAGAAGGCUUCAGCGGCACAUACCCUUACUUAGGGCGAAUGCCUAUAUGCCAGUGACCAAAAAGGUACAAAUAAGGUAUUUACGGUACAUAAAGGCAGUGUUCACACUUGGUGCCCGGGCACUAGUACCCGGGCACCGGCACAAAAUGGUGCUGUGUUCAGACACACGGUACCCAGUCUGAAGAUAUGUUCACAUUCAAUAAACAGAGCACACGCUCACUAUUGAAAUCUCGAGUGGGACAAGGAAUUGUGGGUACGAAAACAAGUGGUUUGUGGGUAAAGUGCCAGGGCACCAACGAAAAAUGUGUUCACACAAGGACUCAGUGCCCAGUUUAGUGCCCGAGUACAAGGUCGAGACCUUGUACUCGGGCACCGGCACCGUGCCCGAAUUCUGGCGUGGGUACCAGGAAAAAAGGUGUGUUCACAUUGGUGCCCGGCGUAGAAUAGAACCCGGGCACGGUGCCCGGGCACCAAGUGUGAACACUGCCAAAGUGACACCAAAAUCCAGUGAUAUUUUCAGUAUAUACAGAAAUGAAUUGUUGGGCGUCUUAUCGUGUGGCCCGCGAGAAGAAUAGAGUGAGUAAACAAACGGCACCAAUUAUCUCGGAACGUAUCCGUCUGCUUAGUGUCCAUCGUUCUGUGAGGCAGAGAAGCAUAGCUGUACUUUUGAUACCUAAAUAACAGUUAGGUUUACCAGUAUUUGAUCGUCCAAUGUUGUUGUUCGGCGGCGUUGUAGUAAAAGUUGUUCUUCACCUUAACCAUAAUCUGCAAGCUUUGUCUUUAACUUCUAAUACCUCGUCUAAAUUAAUGUCACCGUGACAUUUGUUUAGCUUAAGUGACCAUGAUAUCAUUUGGUAUCAGGUCAGUAAGCAAAUCGUAGGAUAUCACAACACUGGACAUGGCUUUCUAUUUGCGAAUUUGGGUACAGUAAACUGUAGUGAAUGGAAAGUAUCAUUCGAAUCAUUUUUGUGGCCACUGCUUCCUGUAUAGUUUGAGGUGAAACCACUUUUUUGUAGGAUUAGUGAGUGAGUGAGUGAGUGAGUGAGGGUAAGUAACAAUGGAAGCCGAACUUCACCCGAUUUGACACAAUGUCACUCAUUGUUUCUUUUGUAGUUCGACAUUCGCACUAGGGAUUAUUAGGCGCAGUAUACACUAAAGAAAGAAGAAAGCGUUUGAAACAAGUUAAUUUGUGCCUAACAACACCCAAGAUAUGAUUUUCUUAGUAGUUGCCGUGACGCUACAUUCAAAAACACUUCAUCAUGGUUUCUCUCCCGCGCGAUAAACAAACUGAAACUUUUCCGUGUAGAAGAAAACCAGGAAAUGUGAUCAGCGUAUCAUAGAAUCUUUGGAAACAAAUUUACCUUCGAAAAUAGAUAAUGUUACUGUUUAAAUUAGCGAUCUGUUUCCAAAUGACGAUUUUAGUGCUUGCCGCGACACUAAAGAAGACAAACAUUCUUUCACAAAGGCCUCUCGCGGACGCCUGAUAAACAAAAUAAACUUUUCUCUGCAGAAAGGUGUACAAGGUGCGACCGGAGCAUAGUGACAACCUCUAUUUCUGUUCAAUGCUACAGAAAAUUGCGCCAUAUCAGACGCCACAUGUAGUCUCAGACUGCCUAUCUUUUCCUUUCGACAGAGACCCGGGGAGCUUGAUUAUGCUGAGUUGGAUGAGUUUAGAAGACAUGACGCUGGACAUGCCGCUGGACCAUCUGGUGCUAGUGCAGCUGCAGUUGUUCGUCCUCCAGCGUACGAAGGAACUGAAUACGCUGACAUAACACAGUUUGGUGUCCCUCAGCCUGAUCCUACAUAUGCUAACGUUUCUGGAGGGGACGUAACGUAUUCUAAUAUGCAGAGCAUGUGAGUUUUUCCGAAAACCACAAAACCUUGUAAACUUUGUCAGUCUCAUUCUAUUACACUUGGCUGACUUUGAAGUACAAUAUUGGACGGUCCGCACUCUGUCACACAAACCUUAAAAGAAUAUCUGGCUGACAGAUAUUGUUAUCUUUUGCUGUCUUUGUUUAGUAGUUUUUCUUUAUCAUUUAUCACUUUUCACUUAAUAUGGUUUGGGCAAUGCUGCUGUUAAAUUCUGAGGGGAAGGUUUGGGCUCAGCCUUAUUCAGUACCGGCAUUGUCGUUAUUGUUUAAUUGCUAUCAAUUUUAAGUUUUCGAAACAAAAACGCCACGUGUUUUAAUAUAUAUUUGAGCAGACUAUAGCUGUCGAAUGUCUUCGUUUCCUUUAGACUUCGAACAUAAAGUGGAAGAGUUGAUCAAUUGUAGUUAAGAGUCCACAUUAUUUUUUCUACUGAAAUUUUCCGUUUCUAUUUACUUAUUCAGAGCUUGAGACCUGAGGUUAGUGACUGUUUAGUGUGAGAGGAAAGACCGUCCAAGACUUCAACUUUAAUCUGUCUGUGCCGCACCGUAAACUUUACCGUCUAAGUCAAAAUAGCAAUAGGUUAAACAUAUUAAAUUUUAAGAGACGUUUCCACUAAAGAGUCGCUCGUGUAGUCGCCUAGUUCUCAUUAAAGCAGGUGCACGUUGUGCCAUAAUAAUCUUUAUUUUUGUCAGAAGUGAUAUAUAUACAUCGCCUCUGAUUUAGCUAAUAAGAAUUUUAAAAUUUACAUAUAUAUUUAGUAGAUUUGCAAAGAAGUUAAUGUAAGUUGAUGUAGAUUAAAUUAAGAGACGUUUCCACUGAAGAGUCACUCGUGUAGUCGCCUAGUUCUUAUUAGAGCAGGUGCGCGUUGUGCCAUGAUCUUUAUUUUUGUCAGUAGUGAGAUAUAUACAUCGCCUCUCAUCAAGCUAGGAAGAAUUUUAAAAUUUACAUAUAUGUUUUGUAAAUUAAUGUUUUUGUAAUACGCUUGACUAUAUAGCAUGUGCAAUCGUGAGAGGUUGAUUAGUUACUGACUAUGACGAUGAUAGUCUUUGUAUUUUGUAUUUUUUAUAUAGAGUUUAAAUGACAAUUUUUAUAAUAGAUGAUAAUUUUGUAACUUUCAAAUAUGGUUCCGCCAUAGGCUACUCAGGCAAUUCUUGUCUUUUGUUAGUGAAAUCCAUCAAAUUUUUAGAGAGUGAUUUAAGAAGAGUUUAUAUAGAGUUUACAUGACAAUUUUUACAAUAGAUUAUAAUUAUGUAACUUUCAAAUAUGGUUCCGCUAUAGGCUACUCAAGCAAUUGUUAUCUUUUGUAAGUGAAAUCGAUCACAUUUGUUUAGAGUGAUUUAAGAAUUAGAUAAUUUGCUAUAUUUGCUGAAUAGUUGGCUUGGCUUAUUUUAAUGCCGAGAAAUGACUGUAUUUUUACAUUUGACAUAGCACAAAUAAAAUAUGAAUGAA